AAUGAGUGCACAGGUUUUAUUUCGUGUUGUGUGUCCAACUUAACUUUCUCAAACUGUAAUAAUAGUUGGAAACAAUUCAGCAUUAGGCAAUUGGAAUCCUUUAAAUGGAUUUAAAUUGAGCACUAGCCCGGAUACUUAUCCAGUUUGGAUGAAUGAGGAUCCUUUGGAAGUUGAGCCAAGUAGCUUUAUGUAUUAAUCGCUAGAUGAAAUUUUGGAGUUCAAAAUAGUUAUAAGUGAUGGAAUAAAUUUCUAAUGGGAAAUCGGAGCAAACAGAUUGAUACAAAUCUUAAGUCAAAAGAUGGUAGUGAUCUUGACUUUUGAUUAACAACCCCUUAUUAUUCAUAAUAUCAGAAGACUGUUCUCAAAUACUGAUUUAACUAAUAUUACUGAGUGUAUUUUACUUAAUUAUAUUUAGCCAACGCAAGAAAGAUUUCAAUAUAGUUACAAGAGAAAUUGUAUGACUCCGAUGAAGACUCAGUAAUACUUUAAAUCAUAUUGAUUAGGAUCAAGAAUUAGAGAGUGAUGAGAAUUCAUAAUUUUAUGAUGAGGAAACCUCAUUGAUUUCGAAUGAGCAAUAUUAAUGCAGUCCAAAAAAAUAAUCUAAUACUCAAGAAUGCCAACUUUAAUUUGGAUGUCUCGAUCUUUGA
This is a messenger RNA of Paramecium octaurelia, 647 nucleotides long. The record is from the annotation of a GenBank genome assembly. NCBI's taxonomy places the organism in Eukaryota, Ciliophora, Oligohymenophorea, Peniculida, Parameciidae.